This is a messenger RNA of Pecten maximus, 1822 nucleotides long. RefSeq lists its product as uncharacterized. The transcript has 2 exons. Lineage: Eukaryota; Metazoa; Mollusca; Bivalvia; Pectinida; Pectinidae. Bases 597 to 1529 code for a protein of 310 amino acids. The record is from RefSeq and is a predicted model, not a curated record.
UAACAAAAGACUUGUGAUGUCUAGCAGGUUCAUUUCAGGAGAUGCGUUCGCAUUAUAAGCCACAGAUGAGGCUAGGAGUAAGCUACACGAUUGAGGUCGCCAUCGUGUCGCAAAGGUACGACAUUACUUUCGCCUGGCACGGGAUAGACCACCAUACAACACCGAUAGAUGCGUCUUCGUCUUCAGUCUAUUGGACGUAAUACCAGCGGACCCUCUAUUAUAGUGAACAAUGCCAUUAUACAGAUUACCCACCAAUCCAACAGGGAACUGGCGGCGGCGUACGAGUCCCGACCACACCCAUCGACACACGGAAGGACCGACCUCCACACGGACCAGGAAGACGUUCAAUACGAGUAUAAUAUGCCGACAAUGGCAAGUGUAGUCUCUCUGACCCAUCAGAAUAUUUGUUUCCGGUUCCGGUUGGUUUAGGUUUAUAUAUAUGCGUGUGUGUAUAUAUAUAUAAUAAUAUGGACCGUGGGUUGAGAAUUCGUGUCAAGUCCAUGUGUGUGUUAUUACGGAUAACAUAAUAGAGAUAAAUCAGACUUUCACUACAGCACUCAUCAGACGCAUGGUCAAAAUCCAGACGGACUGUGUACAUGAUCAGCUUUUCACCGUGUGAUUUGAUAACGGACAAUGUACUCUUACGUGAUAAUAUAUAUAUAUUAUGUCGAUACUAUGACCAGGGACAGUUCUCUAAUCUGGUUGAUGAGGACAUCACAGCCAUGAUUCGUUCAGCUAGUCUUGUACUCGCCCUGUCUCUCGCUGUCUCCAGUGCUUGGCCCGAGUGGCCGGCUGAGUCGCGUUACUCUGGGGUGUCCUAUGGGCCAACGCCAUUCUGGUGUAAACCCAAUGGUCUGGAAUGUCUAAAUGGUCGGACAUUUGCUGACAAUCCUAGGGGCCAAAACAUCACAGCUGAUCUCAGCACAACUAAAUCCGUGCAGAGAAUCAACCACGAAUACUGUAACCUGACCAACUUUGGGGGCCCUGGCCCACAGGCGCCCUGUGUAGAAUACUGGCAGGCAGACGGACGAGUGUUCAUCGCUGCCGACAACUUCUGCUGCCAAGGUUAUGGGUCACCUGGACUAUUUCCUUUGAAAGUACCACAAACAAAUUGGAUGACACAACAGAUGAAACUAGAGCCUCAACUCGGAAUGUACAAGGGUGAAUUUUACGAUGGAAAAGUGUACAAUUAUACAAUGACCUUGAACCCUGGACCUCCACCAUCAUCUAAGGUCAAACAGCCACCCCCACCCGGUGGAGGAGGAAUCUAUUUCUGGUAUUAUGCAUCGUACCCAGAUAAAAAGCCAGUCGCCCAGGGUGAGGGUUGUGUGAUUGACGUGUCCCAGGCCUCCAGAUGUGUCGGUAAUGCCCCAGUCUACUUGUUUACAGAGUACCGACUGUUCUCCUCAGUAUCUUUCAGUAACUAUACAGAAUUUGAACUUCCAAAGGAGUGUAAAAAUGGCAAGAAAACUGACUGUUACAACAGAGGGGGUGGACCACCUCCAUUGCUUUCAACAUAUCUCAACUAACAACGAGGAACUCUUUUAAAACGUCACUGGACGCAGUCUGUUGGUUCUGCUAUGUUAUGAAUGGAUACAAAUGCUUUCAUGUGUAGCUAUAAGUAGGGUUAACAAUUACAUCAUAAUGUAUAAUCAAACCUGCCUUAGCGACCACCUGAAUUAAGCGACCACCUGUCAGACACGACUAACGACCAUGAUUUGUAUAUCUUUAGAAACUAGUUUUCUAUGUUAAUUUUCAUGUCUAUUCAACCAUGCAAUGUAUCUCAGUUUGAUAAAAUCAUUAAAGGAAUUCAUAAGAUUUU